CUAACUCGACAUUAACGUUCUUAAUGAGCUCUCCAAGGAGCACACAGGAUUUCACGUGGUCGUACUUCACUUUCAGAUGAAACGUCACUAGGGAUCGAGUUGGAAUGACCUCUGCUCGCAAGUGAUGGAACUGGAAUGGAUUUAUCGGAGAAGAUAAGGUCAGCUGUCUACCUGCGACAUAUCGACUGAAUACACCACUCCACCCCAGGCUGCCAUGGAUGGAAUAUGAUUGCGGGAGCAUUGUUUACUGCAUAAACGUUCAACGUGUUUGUGACAUUUGAUACCAGGCUGGAAUUUGGGAUUAUAUGUGAACCCGGGACCGUUUAUUUUCCAAUUUACUCGACAAAGUCAACAGGAAUGCCCUGGGAUUGGAUUAACAACGGUCGUUAAAUCACGCAAAGCCUGCAGGUUAGUUUUCAUAGCAAAUGUUCUAUAGGGAGACUAGGACGAUUCUCUGGCGGGAGCUUAAGCUUAUUAGUAAUUAGACGAUGGACUUAAGCAUCGGUGUAUAUUCGGCCAAUGAGAUGCUAGUGGUCAGAUAACACACAUACCGUGGGCACCAAGAGGUCAACGCUUCUGAUAAAGACGACAGGAUGUGUGUAUGUCUUCGUCGACGUUGCUGCUUGAUGGCGUCAACACAGACGACAGAGAACUGGAUUAACCACAACACGUCUGCAUCAGGAAGCAGUGUUGAUGAAACAAGCUAGCGAGGGUCGUCACGAAUAGGCCGGAGUGAGAGUGUUUCGUGCCAAGAAAAGUAUAUUCUCACAGUGACGUCUUUGACGUGUGUAUUUAGAACAACGUUAUGUACGCAACAUCAUCGUUAGCUCCAAACGUGGAAACAGAAAAUAACGGCAAGUAUUUUAGGAUGACAUAUGAUGAGGUCCGGGGUUGAAGUCCGAUCUGAAAAUUCGGUCAAGGUCGUGAACCAGGAAAUGAUACCUGUUUCAUAGGUAUCUGAAUAUGAACAACACUACCGGAGAGUGUGGAAACAUUUCUAGUAGUUGCGAGGUGUGGGAACUUCCGUACGGCGUUACCGUGUUCGCGUUGCUCUGUCUUUCCGUCAACAUCGUCGUCAGCCUUCUCAUCAACGCUCUAUUGAUGCUGAUACUGCAACACUCCCCCAGUCUGAAAACGCCCCCCAACAGUCACCUCCUCAAUAUCUGCAUCAACAACAUCUUGCUCUGUAUCAGCAUGCUCCUCUCCAUGGUCGGCGUCAACGUCAACAGCGUCAGCGACGUCACCUACGAGAUGAGUCAGGCUCUCUCUGGCACGCAGCUGUUUAUUGUGUAUAAUUCCCUCCUUCAGUACUGGGGAACAUUUGCAUCCAUUGGCUACUACCGCCAAAAAACGAUCAAGGAGCCGUCUCUGACCUUGCGGACCCGGCGGCAGAUUGUCUCAAGGUCAAUCGUCGGGAACUGGAUUAUCUCCCUUUUAUUGAGCAUGACGUGCAGCUUGACCUACGCUGGAACAAGCAACAUCAUGGAGACAACCCUAGACCCAUUUCGUAAGGACUAUUACCUUUCAAAUACGUCAACUUUUGCCGUCGAACAAAUGGCAAUCAUUUUAUUCAUCCUCGGGGUGUUCCUAGUCGGCCUUGUGACUAUAUUUUCUUCCUAUUACAGUAUUUUCAAGACAUUAAAUGUCACUGGUACAUUUGCCAAAAAUCGCGUGACUCCAUGGCAACGCGCCCCUAGUCUUGCCUCGGACGUUGCGGAUCUGACAGUGCCUUGUGGGCGAUCUUACCAUCCUGCAGAUGCAGCAGCUGGUAGACCGUUUACCGUCUCCCAAAAAUCAAAUGAUACACUUGUGCAUUACCAGAAGUGUGACAAUACCCUUGCCUUUGAAGACAUCCUUGCCUUAGAAAACCCGAUCCGCGCCGUCAACCUGCAGAAACAGGACAAUCAGAAGCGGCAACUGCAGAUGACCUUGAGCAGUGGCAGUACAUCUUCUACAAGGUCACGUUGCCCGGAUUUCACGGACAUAUCACUAGGUGCGGAUCUCGAGCGUUUUCAGAUGUUAAAGAACAGCUCAGCCUUGAGAAACCAGUUUCUAAGACGGGACCGAGUCAGUUUAAGCAGCGCUAUCAGAAACAGUCUUGUUAUGUUCUGUGCCUAUCUCGUCUGCUCGCUUCCGCUUAUCUUCUGCAGUUUCCCGCGCGCUCUUGCCGCAGUCUCGCCUUCCAGCCGAGUCAUCGCCCUGCUUUGUUGUCGUCUGCUCUUCUACAUCAACGCACCAGUGUAUCCCACCUGGUAUCUGCUGUUCAGCAAACGGGUGCGUAAGUGUCUGCGGCGAAUGUUGGACUCAAUGCUUCUGCGACUGAACGUAAGGAGGUGAUGCGCAUCACUGAGAUGCUUCACCAGACAGAUGUGAUUUUGCCGAUGCCAAAGAAUUACUGUGAUGCAAUGCUGGGACAGAAAUAUGUCAUAUGUUUGUAGAUGUGUUACGGGGCUACUAUUCAUUUUGUAUGAUAUCUAGUGACUGGUGUUAAAAAUAUGUUGUUAUAUUACCUUGAAAACUGUGACUUGUGUGAGAUUAUAAGAUACUUCAUCUUCUGCUGCAAGGGACCGUUCAUAAUUAAUGGCUGGGGUGUG
This is a messenger RNA of Haliotis rubra (blacklip abalone), 2594 nucleotides long. RefSeq lists its product as uncharacterized. Gene Ontology annotation, cellular component: membrane. The record is from RefSeq and is a predicted model, not a curated record. NCBI's taxonomy places the organism in Eukaryota, Metazoa, Mollusca, Gastropoda, Lepetellida, Haliotidae. The transcript has 2 exons. Gene Ontology annotation, molecular function: G protein-coupled receptor activity. Gene Ontology annotation, biological process: G protein-coupled receptor signaling pathway. Bases 964 to 2337 code for a protein of 457 amino acids.